Messenger RNA from Anas platyrhynchos (mallard), 2076 nucleotides. It is a transcript of the gene FGGY, whose product is annotated as FGGY carbohydrate kinase domain containing. The record is from RefSeq and is a predicted model, not a curated record. Lineage: Eukaryota; Metazoa; Chordata; Aves; Anseriformes; Anatidae. Gene Ontology annotation, molecular function: D-ribulokinase activity. Gene Ontology annotation, cellular component: cytoplasm. Gene Ontology annotation, biological process: pentose metabolic process; carbohydrate phosphorylation.
CUCUCUGGACACUUGUCCUGGUAUUCUCGUAAAGCUGGGGGGCUGGCAGGGUGCCCACCCCAGUAACCUGAUGGAGUUUACUCGUGCUGCGUGCCUCACGAGUGACGUGCCCGGCACCAGCCAGGAACCGGUGACCUUGCGGAUUCUUCUCUCUUGAGGUUUUAUUAAAAAUGCACAGCAAGAAGCAAACUUCAGUAAAAUACUACGUUGGAAUUGAUGUUGGAUCAGCAAGCGUUCGUGCAGCUUUGGUGGACGAGUUUGGGACAGUAGUGGCACAUGCAGAGCAGCCAAUCCAAAUCUGGGAACCCCAGCCAGACCACUACGAGCAAUCCUCUGCUGACAUUUGGGCUGCCUGUUGCACAGUCACCAAGAAAGUCGUCUGUGGCAUAGAUGCCAGCCAGAUUCGAGGGGUUGGCUUUGAUGCUACAUGUUCCCUUGUUGUUGUGGAUAAGCAGUUCCAACCUUUGGCAGUCAACUCUGAAGGACAAAACUAUAGGAAUGUUAUUAUGUGGAUGGACCAUCGUGCAGUCAGUCAAGUAGACCACAUCAAUGCAACGAAACACAGGGUUUUGAGCUACGUUGGGGGAGUGAUGUCUGUGGAAAUGCAGCCACCUAAACUGUUGUGGAUAAAGGAAAACUUGCAAGAAUCAUGCUGGGAGAAGGCAGGCUACUUCUUUGAUCUUCCAGAUUUCUUAUCUUGGAAAGCCACAGGUGUUACUGCAAGGUCCCUCUGUACGUUAGUUUGCAAGUGGACAUACACUUCAGAUGGAGGUUGGGAUGACAGUUUCUGGAAUAUCAUUGGUUUGGAAGAUUUGGUGAAGGAUAAAUAUGAAAAAAUAGGAAACCACGUCUUGUCUCCUGGAGAGUCUGUUGGAAAAGGUCUAACGCCAGAAGCUGCAAAAGAUCUCGGUCUCCCGGAAGGGAUUGCAGUAGCAGCAUCUCUCAUUGAUGCGCAUGCUGGAGGACUAGGAGUAAUUGGAGCAGAUGUGAAAGGACAUAACCUGCCAUGUGAAAACCAGCCAAUUACAUCGCGAGUUGCUAUGAUCUGUGGAACAUCUUCAUGCCACAUGGGGGUCAGUGAAACACCCAUUUUUGUGCCUGGUGUUUGGGGACCUUAUUUCUCUGCUAUGGUACCUGGAUUGUGGUUGAACGAAGGAGGUCAGAGUGCUACAGGAAAACUGAUAGAGCAUGUGGUCCGAGGCCAUGUUGCCUUCCCGGAAUUACAAUCAAAAGCCGCAGCCAGAGCUCAAAGUAUAUAUACAUACUUGAACAGUCACCUGGAUCUGAUUAAGAAAUCCUUGCCUGUGGGUUUCCUCACUGUUGAUUUACAUGUUUGGCCAGAUUUCCAUGGUAACAGAUCUCCCUUAACAGAUCUGACACUAAAGGGCAUGGUUGUUGGACUAACAUUGUCUCGGGGUCUGGAUGAACUUGCCCUUAUCUACUUGGCCACGAUUCAAGCCAUUGCUUUAGGAACAAGACAUAUUUUGGAAACUAUGCAAGCUGCAGGGCAUCAUCUCAACACCCUAUUUCUGUGUGGUGGGCUGAGCAAGAACCCUCUCUUUGUGCAGAUGCACGCUGACAUUACUGGCAAGCCUGUUGUCCUGUCCAAAGAAGUGGAGUCUGUUUUGGUGGGUGCUGCUAUUCUUGGAGCUUGUGCUUCUGGGGAUUUUGCAUCUAUACAGCAAGACCACUGGUGUCUGUUCCUAUGUAAGGGAGAUGCUGCCCUCCAUUUGAGCAGAACUGCCGCUCCGAGAGAAGCUGGCACCUCUUCAGCAAUACCUUCUUGGAGGCCAUGGCGAAAAUGGGAAAAAUCGGGCGAGUCGUGCAGCCUAACCACGAGCACAAAAGGUUUUAUGACAAGAAAUACGAAGUAUUUCUGAAACUCGUGGAGCACCAGAGAGAGUAUCGCGCCAUCAUGAAAGGCUUCUAGUCCAGAGCCAGUAUAGUCUGGGAACAGCAGGGAUACACUUUCAGGGUAAUUUCUUUUCACUGUACUGUCCAUGGUAAAAACGUGUUUUUGUCAUCUAAAUUGUAUAUUUUCAUUAUUAAUGAGAAAUAAAAUGCAUACACCGUGAA